This is a messenger RNA of Gongylonema pulchrum, 831 nucleotides long. NCBI's taxonomy places the organism in Eukaryota, Metazoa, Nematoda, Chromadorea, Rhabditida, Gongylonematidae. The record is from the annotation of a GenBank genome assembly.
AUGAAUCAUCUGUUGCUGUCACUAGUUCGGAAGUUUUCUGUAUCUCGCACCAUUCGAGCAAUGAAGGUUAUACCGAUCCCGGCUUUAAGCGACAAUUAUAUGUAUCUGUUGGUGGAUGAGAAAACGAGCCAAGCGGCAGUGGUUGAUCCCGUCAAUCUGCAUUCUAUUAAUGCGGCAGUGAAAGCGGCCGGCGUUACACUCACUUCUUCCCUGGUCACUCAUCAUCACUGGGAUCAUGCCAGUGCCACAGAAGAAAUUUCCAAUGCGUACAACAAGUUAAUCAUCUAUGGGGGCGACAAGCGCAUCGGGGCACUCACGAAUGAAGUGCGAGAUGGCGACACCUUCAAGGUGGGUGAAUUGGACGUAAAAUGCCUGCAUACGCCUUGCCACACGACAGGCUCCACAUGCUACUACGUCACGGAUGGCAGCGCUGACAAAGCAGUCUUCACUGGCGACACGCUGUUCAUUGCAGGUUGUGGACGCUUUUUCGAGGGCAAUGCCACGCAGAUGGAUUCAGCGUUGAACGAGAAGCUGGCCAGCCUACCGGAUGAUACAAAGGUGUACUGUGGGCACGAGUACACUGUUGAUAAUCUGAAAUUUGCCGCAUCGGUAGAGCCGAAAAACGAAGAAGUCAAAAAGAAACUUGCAUGGGCACAGGAGCGACGAAGACUUGGUGAAUAUACGGUGCCGUCGACAAUUGGCGAUGAAAAACUCUUUAAUCCUUUUAUGCGUGUGAGGAUAAGUGAGGAACUAAGGAACGUGGCCAACUCGACGGAUCCUGUCACGGUAAUGGCUAAAAUCAGAUCGAUGAAAAACAGCUUCCGUCCUUGA